AUGUACCCUGGUCGAAAAUGGUUGGAUUUGGACAUUUUUGAAGUCCAAUCUACUUCUCCUAAACCUUCGGCAGAUUACCUCCCUCAAAAGUCUGUUGUUGCGCAUAUCCCCCAAGUAAGACCUGUCCUUCGAGCUUCCAGAUGGCCGCAAUCUCAGCUAUACCACCUUUGGGCACCCAUCUCCCCAAAUCAGUCGGUCAUAUUCUACUUCCACGGGUUUCCCGGCACCCAUAGCGAGGGCCUUCCUGUCCACGAGGCGGCUUCAGCGCGCGGCGUCGUUGUAGUUGGUGUCACAAGGCCCGGCUUUGGCGACUCGACGGCACAUCCCGGCCGCACACUGUCCUCAUUCCCCCCCGAUGUCCUGCAUCUUGCCGACCACCUAGGCGUGCAGCAGUUCGCCUUCCUGGGCACCUCCGGAGGCGGACCCUAUGCGUUGGCCUGUCUGCGGCACUUGCCCGCCGAGCGGCUGCGAUCCGUGGCUGUCGUGUCCGGCAUGUGGCCCACGGCUCUGGGCACGGCGGGCAUGAUGCCGCAAAUGCGCGUCAUGUAUACGCUCGCGAGCUGGGUGCCCGGAUUGGUCAACUGGAUGGUCGGCAUUGAGCUCAACGCCGCGGCCCGGGACGCCGAACACCCGGAGAAGUUUGAGGAGCUGAUGGCUAAAGGCUUUCAGAGAUGGCCGGUCGAGGACCAAGAGGUUAUUUUUGAGGAGGACCGCAAGCUUUUCAAGGUUUUGUCACGAAGCUCGCGGGAAGCCAUCAAGCACGGCACUGGCGGAUUUGGUACCGAGGCGCAAAUCUUCGGCAGGCCUUGGGAGUUCCAGCUGGAAGAUUUACCCAUGGAUGGUAGGCUGGGAGUGUGGCAUGGCGCAAAGGAUCGCAAUGUUCCAAUUACGAUGGCUGAUCAGGCAGUCGAGUUGAUGCCCGGUGUUGAGUACCACAGGUUUGAGGAGGAGGCUCAUCUGACUUUGUCUAUGAAGCACCUGGGUGAGACUCUGGACUCAUUGCUUAGCAAGUUGGAGAACUGA
Messenger RNA from Clonostachys rhizophaga, 1023 nucleotides. Lineage: Eukaryota; Fungi; Ascomycota; Sordariomycetes; Hypocreales; Bionectriaceae. The record is from the annotation of a GenBank genome assembly.